This is a messenger RNA of Mycena indigotica, 1122 nucleotides long. Its product is annotated as Eukaryotic translation initiation factor 3 subunit H. Gene Ontology annotation, molecular function: protein binding; translation initiation factor activity; metallopeptidase activity. Lineage: Eukaryota; Fungi; Basidiomycota; Agaricomycetes; Agaricales; Mycenaceae. The record is from RefSeq and is a predicted model, not a curated record. The transcript has 4 exons. Bases 1 to 1122 code for a protein of 373 amino acids. Gene Ontology annotation, cellular component: cytosol; eukaryotic 43S preinitiation complex; eukaryotic translation initiation factor 3 complex.
AUGGCUGCCCCGUCCAUGGCUGCGGCCUUGGCCGCCUCGCUCCCCGCUCCGGCUGCCGCCCCAGCCCCAGCAGCGCCCGUAUAUGAAGCUAUCCCACCUUCCAUGGCCAAAGUUAUCGAUAUCGAGGCUGAAAUUGCGCUUCAAGUGGUUCAAUUAGAUGGCAUGGUUGUCUCCAAAAUCUUGAAACAUGCCCGCGAGGCCACGUCGGGGACGGUCCAUGGCCUGUUGCUCGGAUUGGACCUUGAUGGCACGCUGGAAGUGUCCAACUCAUUCGCCCUGCCCCACCAUGUCAGCGACGAGGACGACAAGUCUGCAAAGUCAAGCGCGAAAUAUCAGGCCUCGAUGCUGAGGUCUUUGCGGGAGGUCCAAGCGGACGACAGUGUGGUCGGCUUCUACCAGGCGACGAGUCUCGGUGCAUUCUUCAACCAAAACCUUGUCGAGAUUCAGGCCAUCCACCAGGACAAACUGCGGCAUGGCGGUGUUGUCAUUGUUCACGAUGUCUCGCUGACAGCGCGGGGUAACGCGUCGUUUCGUGCAUUCCGCCUCACACCCUCCUUCCUGGACGCGUACAAAAAGUCGAACUUCAGCACGACAAGCCUGAUCAGCCAUCGCCUCACAUUCUCCGCCAUCCUCGAGGAGAUCCCGCUGCAAGUACGAGUCAACCCGUUAUUGGGCUCGUUCCUGAGCAAGCUUACGCAAUCGUCGCCGUCCCCACUCCCCGAUCCCGCGCCAGACGCUACCCGCACCGCUGUCAUUCCACCCACCUUCAGUGCGCUGGACCUCAGGACGAGUGGCUUGACAAGAAAUCUCGAGCAGAUAAUCGAGACUGUAGACAACUACAAAAACGAGGAGGGCAACGUCGCCUUUUUGCAGCGCCAGAUCGCAAGAGAACGGCUCAAGGCGGAGAACUACAUCCAAAAGCGGAAAGAGGAGAAUAUGGCGCGUGCAGCGCAGGAUCUUGCCCCGCUACCCGAGGAGGAUGUCGCUCGGCUGUUCAAGAUUCCCCCAGAGCCAAGUCGGCUGGAGAGUAUGCUGUUGCUGGGCCAGAUUGACGCGUAUGCGAAGAAUUUAGAAACUGCGGCUAGUAGUGGCUUGAUAAAAAUGUACAGUGUGCGUAACUAG